Rhizopus microsporus ATCC 52813 is the source of this 402-nucleotide messenger RNA. RefSeq names its product NDUFA12-domain-containing protein. Gene Ontology annotation, biological process: response to oxidative stress; mitochondrial respiratory chain complex I assembly. NCBI's taxonomy places the organism in Eukaryota, Fungi, Mucoromycota, Mucoromycetes, Mucorales, Rhizopodaceae. The record is from RefSeq and is a predicted model, not a curated record. Gene Ontology annotation, cellular component: membrane. The coding region runs from base 1 to 402 and encodes 133 amino acids. The transcript is spliced from 3 exons.
AUGUCUACCAUCGGUCGUACAGUUAAGAAUUUUUUAAAGGUUGGGCCUUCUAGUUACUUUAAGCAAAUGAACACCAUUGGUGAUACCAAAUGGGGCCGACUUGUUGGCGUUGAUGCUAACGGAAACAAGUUCUUUGAAAAUAACGAUGAAGUAUCUGGCCGUGAACGUUGGGUUGAGUAUGCCAGUCAAAGCUGGCCUGAUCCAGGAGAUAUCGCACCCGAUUGGCACAUGUGGCUUCAACGUAUUGUUCAAGAACCACCCACCGAAAUGAACCUCAAAACCGAAAAAUGGUAUGGUGAACCUAUUCCCAACUUUUCUGGUACAAGCAAAGGAUUCAGAACUUACAACACUACAGCUCCCAAAUUAUAUUCUUGGGAACCCGUUGUUAAGGCUAGAGAAUAA